Molecule: messenger RNA, 2115 nt
Organism: Phytophthora infestans T30-4
Lineage: Eukaryota; Oomycota; Peronosporomycetes; Peronosporales; Peronosporaceae
Exons: 11
Coding region: 1-2115 (704 amino acids)
Source: RefSeq, a predicted model, not a curated record
AUGCGCCGCCUGAGCGGCUACGACGGCGAGGAGAGGGAUCGCCUAGUGCGUGAACACCGCGAGUACAUCGCGGGAACACGAGACCGAGAUGCAGACUUCGGGAACGGCGACGGAGCCACGUUACCAGCACCGCCGCCGCCUCCUACAACCGGUAGACGCCCACGCAUGACUGUCUUAAUCAAGCCAAAGGUUCCGCUCAAGAAGCAGAAGAAAGAGCGUCGGAUUCCUCGCAGCCAAGGUCAGAAAGAAUCGGUCCCCUGCCCGUCCAGCAUGAAGGCAUAUCAUCGCUGGAUGGGUGGGGUGGACGUGCACGACCAGCUGCGGCUGCAUCGCUACUCGCUGCAGCUCUCCUUGCGCUUCCGCAAAAUUUGCCCUGCUGCUGGAGCAGGAUUUCUUUUCGCAAUCCUCUUCGUGCGCGUUGGCGUGUCACCUGUGACUCCAAGUGGAGGUGACGCCACAAGCUCCGAAGGUUACAGCUUGGCCAUGGACGAGGACUAUUGCAAGCUGUACUUGUGUGAUAAAGCGCGCCAGGGUAAUUACCCGGCCAACACGCGGACAUGCUACGCGAUCUGGCACGACCUCUGGAGGAAUGGUCGCGAUCGCCCUAAGCCUCGCUGCGGUCGCGGCAUUCAAAUGAGGCCACCGGGGAAGAAGGCAGGUAACGCUGGUGAGGCUUCGACUGAAGGUGGUGCUGCGAGUGAAGGGCAGUUCUUCACGCUCGCCCUGGAAGCACAGUGCCUGAACCUUAUCCACGCACCACUAAUGCUGCCACGGACGCCAUGGCGCUUCACGAUAUCACCAAUACUAAGCGACACGUACACUGCGACAGCCCAGCUCAGCUCUGACGCGCCUUCCUCGGACGUUUGGUCCCAUGUGCGCGACCGCCGCGUGCACCGAGGUGACGACCCACGUCCGUCGUCUCGCCCGAGUGAUAUUCCAGCCAUCGUAUGCGCCAUUAUCCCUCAUGAUAUGGAAGGAGUGGAGCCGAGCUUGCGCUUCUUUGGUGGGGGCAAGUUCUCCGGUGGAACCACAGACACGUGUGCGGCGGGUCGGAAAUACACCUGCGCCAAUCCUAAGGGAACCAACGAUCUCCACGCCCAUCGACGUCACGCGCAACGCCGGCACGGGUUCACGACGCAGGUAUCCAGCGCGCAGACUUUGGGAUUCCAUCCGCAACUCGUCCCUCUUCUCUGCAUUCCGCAAAGUCAACGUGCAAUCUCCCACCGACACUCGGCCAUCCCCGUGCCCAGACGCGACGAUCUUGAGAAACCCAUGCGACACGCAAUGUUUGAGCUCAUCCGAGGCACACGAAUGCCUCUCAAACCGUUCACCGAACCAGUUCGUUGCCAGUCACGCACAGCCUUUCAGCCCAAUAACGCCCUACAGCCUGACACUCUGCUGGCGCAUUGCCAAGGAUACGAUCAUGUCGACGAUUUGCUGCGUAUCGCUUCCGAGGGUUCCCGCCCAAUAUCGUCAAGUAAAUGGCCGUCGACGUCGCGUCCGCCAAUCAUAACGCGUGCGCCAACAGCGAGUGCGUUUUCAUGUUUUGGGGUCACCACCAAAGCCAAGACGGUCGUCAUUGACCUCUCAGUCGCGUUUGUGUGGACCGGCAUCUUCGGAAAGUACAUCAUCUUGGGAGUGGCUACUGACGACAAGUUCACACGUUGGAGAUCCACGCUCAAGGCGGUGGGCCUCGUCUUCAGCAAAAAUGCCGCGUCGCACAUUCCCGUGUACGAGGACACCAUAGCCGAUGCAGGAUCACGUCGGUGGCAAGUGUACAUAUUCUCUGAUUUCAUCAUCGAUGCUCGCGAACACGGCCUCGGAUCGAGCCGAUCAGCUCAAAGUUCUACAACUAUGUACGCUCUUCUAUACAUUCGCUAUUUUUGCAACGCCGCUGGUCACGACUGCCACGUAGGCCAUCCAAAGGUCCGCGCGCUCCUGCGUGGGGUACGCAAGAUACAACACCCACUCGCAAAAAAAAACGUGUCGGUCGCGGUACAGCCACGUGGUCCACUACUAGCCGGACAAGAACAAAACCCUCACCGACGCACUGUCUUGGCGUCUCGACUACACCCAACGCGGGUCGCUGGGUCCACAAAGCUUCGUUCGAUGUAG